AAAAAAAAUAAAGGAAAUGUGAAGGCCCUAUCCCGCCCUUCGCCUGCCUCCAUGGAGGCUUGGAAAGCAUCUCUGCUGCUUGCCAGUGGCAAUUAACUGUGUCUCGCACACAAAACCAAAUCGCCAGUCCCAAAUACAGCUCAGGCAGCCCGCAUAACUACACACGGGACAAACCAGGUGCUUCUUGCCUUUUAGUUUCUGUGGUAGUAUGGACAGGAACAAGCGAAAAUUUUUUAGGAAACUCCAAAACAAUCAAUUCAAGCGGAAAGGAGUCCAUAGAAGAGGAAAAUGGAAUAAUUUUAGCCGUGAAGAAUCUUUAGGGAAUUCACUUCCUGUUGAUACUGUUUAUCGCAUACUCUGCCCUUCAAGAAAAAUUGGGGGUGUUAUUGGAAAGGGUGGAAGUAUAGUUAAAGCCCUAAGGGAAGAGACCCAGGCCAAGAUCACGGUUGCUGAUUCAGUUUCUGGUUCAGAUGAAAGAGUAAUUAUUAUUUAUAGUUCUCCUGAAAAGAUUUCAAGGAAUCAGAAUAAUGAUGAGGAUUCAACCGUAGAGAAUGAACAGGAGACUAUGGAGCCUCUUUGUGCCGCUCAGGAUGCUCUAUUGAAAGUUCAUGAAAGGAUUGUUGAGGAAGAUCUUAUUGGCGGAAUGACAUCUGAUGAUGAUAAUGAAAGCAGUAUUGUUACAGCUAGGCUUUUAGUUCCCAACAAUAUGGUCGGAUGUCUUUUGGGCAAACGUGGAGAUGUCAUCCAGAGAUUGCGAAGUGAGACAGGUGCAAGCAUUCGUGUUCUUCCUGCAGAUCAUCUUCCCAUUUGUGCUAUGAGCACUGAUGAAUUGGUUCAGAUAUCUGCAAAACCUGAUGUGGCAAAGAGGGCUCUGUAUGAAGUAUCCACUCUAUUGCAUCUAAAUCCCCGAAAAGACAAACCUCCAAGUUUGCCAAUGUCUUAUAGUGGCCAAAAUUUUCAUUCUUCUGGUGGUCCUAUGACAAAAAUGCUUCCACCGGGAAAUCCAAUGUGGCCUCAUCAGAACUCUUUUUCCAAAACUUUGCCUCUCAUGCCAUGGAUGGGGGGAUAUGGCAGUCAGCCCACAGGAUUCGGGCCAGAUGGCUUUAAUGGUGCUCCUCGAGGACAUGGUGGGGAACAUUCAGCUGAGUUUUCUAUGAAAAUUUUGUGCUCUGCAGGGAAAAUUGGUGGGGUAAUUGGCAAGGGAGGGUCUAAUGUAAAACUGAUACAGCGGGAGACAGGUACUAGCAUUCACGUUGAGGAUGCUUCUGCAGAGUCAGAUGAACGUGUGAUUCGGGUCUCUGCUUUUGAGGCUCUGUGGAACCCAAGAUCACAAACAAUUGAUGCAAUUAUUCAGCUUCAGAAUAAAACAAGCGAAUACUCUGAGAAAAGUACAAUAAUUACAAGAUUUCUAGUUCCUUCGAGUAAGAUUGGCUGUAUCCUUGGACAAGGAGGUCAAGUUAUCAAUGAAAUGAGAAGCAGAACCCAGGCAGAUAUUCGUGUUUACUCCAAGGAUGAUAAGCCUAAGUGUGCCUCUGAAGAUGAAGAGCUUGUACAGAUAUCUGGGAAUUUUGCUGCUGCCAAAGAUGCUUUGGUAGAGAUUGCAUCAAGACUAAGAGCAAGAACAUUGCGAGAUGCAAAUGCUGGAGUGGAACCUGCACCUGUUGGACCUGUCAAGGGAUUUGGGGCUGCACGAAGCUUGCCAGGCAGAGGUCCCCCACCUUCUGGUAUAAUGGGAGCUAGUAGUUCUUCUGGAUAUGAGCCUCUCAGGGAUGGUGGACAUGAGUAUGGACCUCAGAAUUAUCCAGUUCCUCCAGCUGCUAUUGUAUAUUGUAAAGUGAACAGUGCUUUGGAGGCUAAUAUUUCAAAUAAUGGAGUCAAUUCUGUUUUAUGGGCCAGGGAGAUUUCAAGUGUUGGUGAGGGUGCUGGAACAAGCAUAAAGCUCCUAGAUCCUCUGACUGGUGGCCCUGAAAACAUUGUUGAAUUCCGUGGAUCCUCUGAGCAACCGAAUGCUACACAUAGUUUUCUUCAAACCUUUGUGUCUUCUUCUGGACAGGACAUGAAUGCCCAGCAAGGUUCCCACCAAUGCAUGACUGCGCAGCAAAGCUCCUACCAGAAUGUGAGUGCUCAGCAGAGCAUCUAUCAAAACAUGAAUACUCAGCAUGGCCCCUUUCAGAACAUGAAUGCGCAGCAAGGCCCGUGUUUGCUUACUGCUCAGCAAGGUGUCUACACCAACACCAAUGCUCCACAGACUAACUACCAGAACAUUAGUGCACAGCAGAGCGCUUAUCAGUACUGACUGCAAUUUCUGAAUUUUUGCACCAUAGUUUGCUGUCAGGUUCUUAAUAACAACCUGUUGAACAGCCUAGAGGUCAUUUAAGCUUUUGCAUUGUCUUAGGCAUUUUCAGGCGGUGAAGGAAAACAUUUGGCUGUGCUAUGCUUGUGCAAAUCAUAAACAAUCUUUUCAGAGUAGAGGAAUAUACAUGAUUUUCUAAUACUAGAUCUGCGGUGACAAUUCAAAUGUUAUUCUUGCUUUUCAUGACUGAAUCACAAAUGUCUGUUUAGGAAUUAGAAUCUGUUGGAGUUGUAAUUAUUAGUUUGAUCUUUCUUUCCGCAUUGAAAGAUUUGGAGUCAUACAGUUUGCUUAGCUAGGUACAAGUUUCCUGGAUCUAUUUCGUUUUCGAUGACAUAUUUGUUCUAGACAGAUAAGAUCAUGUGUUUGUCCUUAUUUUUGUUAUUGUCCUUUAUUUAUUUAUUUAUUUAUUUAUCUUUGCAUGUUUAUGGUAUUGGAUGGAUCAAGCUUUCUCAUGGAUUUUGUUCGAUUCUGGACAUGUUUCAGAAGGGAUUAUCUUAACUCAGUCAACAAUUAUUCUUUCAGCAAACCAUUUCCAGCAAAAUGAACUAAAGAAGCAUACUGUUAUGAGUGCCGAUUCAUAAAGGCUAAAGCUUCGAUACACUAUGCACGUGAGUUUUCCACGAUGAUGUCCCAUCAGAUGGAAGUAAGUAAUGCUUGAUCUAUUUUAAUCUGGAUAAUUUUCCCAUUAAAUGUUUCUAAUCUAAGAGAUUGACGGCAACUUUCUUUUAUGAAUAAAGGUUGGCAAAUUUAUUUUUGUA
Hevea brasiliensis (rubber tree) is the source of this 3111-nucleotide messenger RNA. Its product is annotated as KH domain-containing protein HEN4-like. The record is from RefSeq and is a predicted model, not a curated record. Gene Ontology annotation, biological process: regulation of gene expression. The coding region runs from base 209 to 2296 and encodes 695 amino acids. Lineage: Eukaryota; Viridiplantae; Streptophyta; Magnoliopsida; Malpighiales; Euphorbiaceae. Gene Ontology annotation, molecular function: mRNA binding. The transcript has 8 exons. Gene Ontology annotation, cellular component: cytoplasm; nucleus.